This is a messenger RNA of Rubroshorea leprosula, 657 nucleotides long. The record is from the annotation of a GenBank genome assembly. NCBI's taxonomy places the organism in Eukaryota, Viridiplantae, Streptophyta, Magnoliopsida, Malvales, Dipterocarpaceae.
ACAUUUAUAGCAUACUAGAUAUCAUAUUCAUAUGGAUCAAUCCAUGGUUCCAGCUAAAAUUGAGAUUGCUCGAAAUGUGGCUGGUGUUGUUGGCAAAAUUUUAUUACUUUACAAGAAAAAGGCAGUGGAACAAUUCUCGCCAACCCCAUACUUGGUGAUGCUAAUGAACCAGAUUGUCCGGAUCCUGAUUGCGCUGCCCUGGGUGCACCCAAACAGCACCCUCCUCUUAAUCGGCAACGUCACCGUCGGCAUCAUUGCACUCUUCUUCGUUAUCCUCUUUCUCAUCUACUCCGAUAGGAAUAAGAGGUUGCAGGUGGGGCUGGUGGCGCUCCUCGAGCUCAUAUUGGUCGUCGUCCUCACCCUUGUUGUCCUCACUCUUUUACACUCCACACGGCGCCGUUCUCUGGCUGUUGGAAUUAUCGGCAAUGUCACAAGCAUCAUGGUGUAUGCCUCGGCCUUUUCAGUCAUGGUCAAUACGGGUGAUAAGGACUAAAAGUGUGGAAGACAUGCCCUUAUCCUGCUCUUUGGUUUCCUUUGCCGGUGCUUGUGCCUGGACUUGUUAUGGCUUACUCCCUUUUGACCCUUUCAUCUGUGUAAGUAAUUAAAUAUAUAUAUAUAUAUAUAUAUAUUUGUUAAUUUGUUUUGUUGAUGAUGAUC